Molecule: messenger RNA, 1509 nt
Organism: Penicillium samsonianum
Lineage: Eukaryota; Fungi; Ascomycota; Eurotiomycetes; Eurotiales; Aspergillaceae
Product: Major facilitator superfamily domain general substrate transporter
Exons: 6
Coding region: 1-1509 (502 amino acids)
Biological process (GO): transmembrane transport
Cellular component (GO): membrane
Molecular function (GO): transmembrane transporter activity
Source: RefSeq, a predicted model, not a curated record
AUGAGCUCAAUUAAGGAAGAUGUCUCCCAUGUUUCGAAUGGCGAAGAGGGAGGCUUGAAAAAGCUCGACACAGCGCACGGAGAUGAAGCGAUUAAGGUCCUCGCUGUAUAUGAUGGUGAUCAGACAUGGACUGCAGAAGAGGAGAAGAAGCUGCGCCGAAAGAUCGACCUGAAGCUCCUCCCUGUCCUGUGCAUAACUUAUGCAUUUCUUUAUGCCGACAAAGUCCUGCUUGGACAAGCGGCUCUUUUUGGCAUCAAGGAUGACCUGGGCUUGAACAGUGGGAAUCGCUUCUCCAUGGCUUCUUCCAUUUUCUACCUUGGAUUUAUCUUGGGCGCUUAUCCAGUCACUUUCCUAGCCCAGAGAUUUCCCAUUGAACGUGUUGCUUCUCUAGCAAUCAUAGUUUGGGGAACUACUUUGAUCCUCACUCCCGCUUGUACGAAUUUCCAGGGAUUGUACGCGCAAAGAUUCUUUCUUGGCUUCACGGAGGCCGGCAUCAGUCCUAUUUUCAUGAUGAUCGUCGGUGGAUGGUAUAAAAAGGAUGAACAGUCCCUGAGAAUGGGUGCCUGGUACUCAUGCACAGGUUACGUGUCCAUUUUCUCGCCUCUUGUUAACUACGCGAUCGGGCACCUCGGAGGAAAUCUCGCCCCGUGGUUCUAUAUGUACCUUUUCGCUGGGGCUCUCACCAUCAUCUGUGGUGUCGUGAUUUACUUUGUCCUCCCAUCCGAUCCUAUCCGAGCCAAGGGCUUCAACGACAGAGAGCGCUUCAUUGCAGUAUCUCGCAUGAGAACGAACAACUCCGGAGUCAGAAACACGCAUUUCAAAGGUGGUCAGGCCAUUGAGCUCCUGACCGAUAUCAAGUUUUGGCUUAUUUUCUUCUACGCUCUGUGUGGUAUGUUCGCUAAUGCACCGAUUUCGACCUUCCAGGCUAUCAUUAUUGACGGCUUUGGCUUUAACCCACUUAACUCGUUGCUUCUCAUGAUACCUUCUGGCGUUUAUGCCGGUACCAUGAUGUUGAUCACAACCUACCUGGCUUACAAAUUCCCCGGCUGGCGUGCAUAUCUCGUCAUCAUGUCCCAAUUGGUUACGAUGACUGCUGCUAUUAUGCUCUGGCUUCUGCCUCGGUCGGAACUUGGAGCACUGCUGUUUGCCUGCUACAUUCUCACGACCACCGGCGCUGGAUAUGCAGUGACAAUGGGUCUUUUCCUUGCGAACAACGCCGGCUACACCAAACGAUCGCUCGCUUCUUCGGGCUUGUACAUUGGAUACUCCCUUGGCAAUUUCGCAGGACCCCAGGUCUUCCGACAUGAAGAUUCACCUCAUUAUAAUCUGGGAUUCAUCGUGGUGGUCAUCACCGCGAUCAUUGCGGGUCUCUUUGUUUUGGUAUACCGAAUCCUCUGCUCAAUGGAGAACCGCCGCCGUGAUAGGAUGGGAACCGUGGAAGGCUUUGAACAUGCCUAUGAGGAUGACUUGACUGAUAAAAUGAAUAUGCAAUUCCGGUAUUCAUUGUGA